AUGCCGCCCCCGUCCCUGCCCGGCCCGUCCCUGCUCCUCCUGCUGCUCCUCCUGCUCCCGCUGCUCUGCGCGGCCCCCGAUGUUUCAAGGGGAAAUAAGCUUAAACUGAUGCUUCAGAAACGAGAAGCCCCUGUUGCUGCAAAGCCUGAGGUGUCAGUGAAGGAAAUGGCAGCCAAGGAGUUCCUGAGCAGCCUGAGACGCCAGAGGCGCCAGCUGUGGGACAGAAGCCAGCCUGAUGUACAGCAGUGGUACCAGCAGUUCCUGUACCUGGGAUUCGAUGAGGCGAAAUUUGAAGAUGACAUCUCCUACUGGACAAACUUAGGGCGUGCUCGUAAUGAAUAUUAUGGUGGGUACUACCAGCACCACUACGAUGAAGAUUCUCCAAUUGGCCCACGAGAUCCACACAGCUUCAGGCACGGAGCAGGCGUCAACUAUGACGAUUACUAAAGUCAUUUAUCCUACUACAGCUGGUGCCUGUAGGGCUGCACUGGGCAAAAGUGAGUCCUCCCUUGGUCAGAAUGACCCCGCUUUCUUUCUAUUCAUGUCAUACAGCAAGAGUAAAGGAACUGCCAGACUUUGAUGAAAGCAACAUGAUUUUAACUACCAUUACUUAGUAGUACACUUUAUAUAAAGUGUUUUAGAAAUAAAGCUUUUUCGAUAAAAUAAGCAGGUUGCCAUUAUUCAGUAGAGUUCAUAACAGCAAGUUUAAUUCCAACUGUAUUACUACGGAUUUCUUUUUAAAGGGCACUUUCAUUUGCAAAAUUACAUUAUAUCAUCUACUUUGGCAUAUAGAAUAUAUAAUAUAAGCCAGUAUACUUAAGAUGUGCCUGCUCAUUCAGAUUUUUAUCAACAAAUAAAUCCAAUUAUUCUUGUGGGAAAAGAGAAAAAAAUUCCUCUCAAUUG
Manacus vitellinus (golden-collared manakin) is the source of this 903-nucleotide messenger RNA. RefSeq names its product ECRG4 augurin precursor (gene ECRG4). The record is from RefSeq and is a predicted model, not a curated record. Lineage: Eukaryota; Metazoa; Chordata; Aves; Passeriformes; Pipridae. Gene Ontology annotation, biological process: central nervous system development; G1 to G0 transition; regulation of cell population proliferation.